Molecule: messenger RNA, 3549 nt
Organism: Helianthus annuus (common sunflower)
Lineage: Eukaryota; Viridiplantae; Streptophyta; Magnoliopsida; Asterales; Asteraceae
Product: disease resistance protein RPV1
Exons: 6
Coding region: 1-3549 (1182 amino acids)
Biological process (GO): signal transduction; defense response
Molecular function (GO): ADP binding
Source: RefSeq, a predicted model, not a curated record
AUGGCUUCUACUUCAUCAGUUCCAAAAAGCUUCAAGUACGAUGUCUUUUUGAGUUUCAGGGGUGAAGACACCCGUAAAACCUUUGUUGAUCAUCUCUAUCAUGCUCUUGUCAAUAAAGGCAUUAUUACUUACAAAGAUGAUGAGAAAAUUGAAAAAGGGGAAAGGAUCAAUGAGCAGCUAAUGAGAUCCAUCGAAGACUCCAGAUUUUACAUAAUUGUGUUCUCCAAGAACUAUGCGGCUUCAUCAUGGUGCUUAGACGAGCUUGCCAAGAUCAUGGAGUGCCAAAAGAUGACCGAGCAUACUGCUUACCCCAUCUUCUAUGAUGUGGAGCCCACCGAAAUCCGCAACCAAAGUGGGUCAGUUUGGGAAGCCUUUGAACAAUCGACAAGGAAGAGGAAGAGGACGUUGGAAGAUGUAGCUCCGGAAAAGGAAGAUGAUGUUGGAAGAUGGAGAGUUGCUCUCAAAGAAGCGGCUGGUCUGGCUGGCUGGGAGUUGAAGAACACCCUUGAUGGGCAUGAAGCAAAAUUUAUCCAAACAAUUGUUAAACAUGUUUCACUAAACCCGCAUUUCAUCAAUUCGAGUGUUGAUGGGAAGUUAGUAGGCAUGGGGACCCGGGUGAACAAUAUGGUUUCAUCUUUAGAAAUUAAUUCUGAUGAUGUGCGUAUGAUAGGGAUUUGGGGAAUGGGAGGUGGUGGUAAGACGACUUUGGCGAGAGCUGUUUUUGAUCAUAUAUCCAUUUGGUUUGACGCUAAAUGUUUCGUUGAGAAUGUCAGGGAAGGCUCAAAAGGCUCUGGUUUGAAAGUGUUGCAAAAAAAGGUCCUUCAAUGUGUGUUAAAUGAUAAAAGCAUUAAGGUAGAAAGUGUUUAUGACGGGAAAAGGCUGAUGGAAAGGAUGAUGUGUAGUAAAAGGGUACUUGUUGUUCUAGAUGAUGUGGAUGAUACAGAGCAACUUGAGGCUUUAGCAGGUGACCAUAGUUGGUUUAAGCCAGGAAGUAGAAUCAUAAUCACAACAAGAGAUAAGCAAGUGUUGGUAGCUCACGGAGUUCAUAAUCACAAUAUUCAUGAUGUCAGUUUGUUAUCACAUGAGGAAGCAAUUUGCCUCUUCAGUAGGUAUGCAUUUAAUGGAGAGAUUCCAAAUCAAGGGUAUGAAGAUCUCUCUGGAAAAGUUGUGCAUUAUGCUGCUGGUCUUCCCUUAACAAUCAAAGUUUUGGGUGCACAUCUUUGUGGCAGAAGUGAGUGUGAAUGGGUCGAUGCCAUAGAAAGACUAAAAACAUUUCCGUUAGAGAAAACUUUGAAAAGAUUGGAACUAAGCUACAAUGGUCUAGAGAAUGAUCAAAAAGAAAUAUUUCUGGAUAUUGCUUGCAUACUGAAAGGUGAAAAGAAGAAGAAAGCAAUCAAAAUACUUCAAAGUUGUGGGUUCCAUGCUCAGAUUGGUCUAAGAGUUCUUGAACAGAAAUCCUUGAUAACUAUAUCUAAGGAGGAUUAUAAUGAUUAUGGUUUUGAUGAUUCUGAUGAUGAUGAUGUUUGGGAUGAUGUUGAGGGGCGUAUGCACCCCGGUGAGGGAGGCAAUUCUGAGAAGUUGUUCAUGCAUGAUCAUCUAGAAGAAUUGGGCAGGAAUAUUGUUCGGCGUUUGCACCGUGAGGAGCCUAAGAGACAUGGUCGAUUAUGGAUUAGAGAGGAAAUUGAAGAUAUACUGGUUAAUGAAUUGGGUAAUGAAGAAACAAAAUGUCUAAAACUCAGGUGUACAGAUCUCGAACCUGCAAUUAUUAUGAAAGGUCUUCGAAUGAUGAAGGAACUUAGAUUGCUUUACGUGGAGUGUCUAUAUAGCAUAGAUGUAGUUGAUGAAGUUGAUGAGGUAUUCAAAUACUUACCAGAUGCUUUACAAUCUCUUUAUUGGUAUCCUUACCCAUUUAGUUGUUUACCUGAAACAUUUCGAGCAAAUAAGCUAGUUAACCUUGAAAUGCCUGACAGCAACAUCUAUGAACUUUGGGAAGGGGGAGAAAGAAAGGUUCUUAAAAACCUUAAAUUCCUUGACCUCUCUGGUUCAAAGUUGAGAACCUUUGACCUUAUGUUGACUCCACUUCUCGAGGAGUUAAAUCUUAAAGGAUGCGAUCAACUUUUCAAACUCCACAUGCCCGAUAAAUGUCCGAACCUCAAAUUCCUCAACCUCAGUUAUACUAAGGUGAGUAAUAUUAAUCUACGGAUGACUCCACAUCUCGGGAACUUAGCUCUUAGAGGAUGUGCUGACUUUAUAGAACUCCACAUGCCCGUUGAAUGUCCGAACCUCAAAAUCCUCAUCCUCCAUGUAACAAAGGUGGGUAACCUAAACCUCGGGAUGACUCCAAAUCUCGAGAAGCUAUAUCUUGUUGCAUGUAAUGAGUUCGAACUCGACAUGUCUGUUAAAUGUCCAAAGCUCAUAUACCUUAAAAUCAGGGGUUCUAAGGUGAGUAACAUUAACCUUGAGCUGACUCCAAAUCUUAAGAAAUUAGAUCUUUCAAAAUGUCAUUCUCUUCUAAAAAUUCAUGCUCCAGUUGGAUGUCUAAACAAGCUUGUCUACUUUCAUUUAGGCACUCAUUCAAAUUUUGAAAGUUUUAAGGUGUAUGAUAAACACUAUAACUCAGCUAACCAUUAUUCUGUAGCUACAUCAGUUAUAGAAGCACGAUGCAUACGUAUAUGCCCACUGCACCUUAAUAAUAAAUUGCCAAAGAUUGGGUUUAAAUGUGAAACAGAUGAACCUGGAUCCUCAUGGAUGGGAAAUCUUGAGAAGCUUGUUUAUUCUAGUCUAUGCCCUUGCAAAUACCUUGAGUAUUGGCCUGCAACUAUUUCUGGUUCACAACAUUUAAGAGGGCUGAAACUUAAAGGCAGUAUUCCUGUAGAUCUGUGUCAGUUAGAAAGUCUGGAGACGCUUUCUUUGAGUGAAGUAGAGAUUCGGCAUCUUCCGGAGAGCAUUUGUAUGUUGAAACAUCUGAAAAAACUUCAAAUUUCUAAUUGUUGGGUUAUUGAGCAGUUACCAGAAGAUAUAUGCGGAUUAGAAUGUUUAGAGAAGUUAGACAUAUGGUAUUGCACAUCCUUACGUGAUAUUCCGAAUAGCAUAUGUAAGAUGAAAUGUUUAAAAUAUUUAAGUCUCUGUGGUUGUGAAAAAGUUGAGACAUUGCCAGAGAAUUUUGGAUGUUUAGAAUGUUUAGAGAAGUUACACCUAGCAAAGUGUACAUCCUUACGAGAUAUCCCAAACAGCACAUGUAAGAUGAAAUGUUUAAAAGGUUUAGAUCUCUCUUAUUGUGAUCAAGUUAAGAAAUUGCCGGAGGAACUUGGUUCUUUAGAAUGUUUGAAAGAGUUAUAUAUAGAAGGUUCAGGCAUAAGUCGUCUUCCACAGUGCAUUUAUCAAUUGAAAGGCCUGCGUAUUAUUGGAUCUAGAGAGCAGCUUGAGUCGUGUGGUUUUACAUCCUUAAGAAAUACCUCAGAUUGCAGAGACUACGACUACUGCUGCUACUACUGCUUCUAUGUAGAGCUAAAAGCUCUGGAGCCUUUAUCCAAGUUGAACCAGCUAUGA